AUGCCUUUCGUCAUCAGAAGGCCUGAAGGCGAGGUCGGUGCCGUUUGGCCCGCCAUCGCCGUCGGCACAUUCGUUGCUUUCGGUGGUGUCCUCUAUGGUUACGAUACAGGAACUAUCUCCGACAUUUUGGCGAUGGACUACUGGCUGAAGCUGUUUGCUACCCACACUGAUGCUAGUGGUGCACCUGUCAUCACAGCCAACCAAUCAUCCGAAAUUGUCUCGUUGCUCUCGGUCGGUACUUUCUUCGGCGCUCUCUGUGCCUCUCCUACUGGUGACCUUCUUGGUCGCAAAUUGGGCCUGAUGGCUUGGUUACUCGUUUUCUGUGUCGGUGUGGUCCUCCAAACUGCCGCAACUGCAAUCCCUCUAUUUGUCGCUGGUCGUUGUAUUGCUGGGUUCGGCGUUGGUGGCAUCUCGGCUCUUGUUCCGCUAUAUCAAUCUGAGACUGCGCCCAAAUGGAUCCGUGGAACUAUCGUUGGUGCAUACCAGCUCGCUAUCACAAUUGGUCUUCUACUCGCAUCUAUCGUCGGCAAUGCCACCAAGAACCGUCAAGACACUGGAUCUUAUCGCAUUCCCAUUGCUGUUCAGUUUGCUUGGGCCAUCAUCCUCUUUUCUGGUUUGGUUAUUCUUCCCGAGACUCCCAGAUUCUAUAUCAAGAAGGGCAAAUAUGAGCAAGCCGCCCACUCUCUGUCAAGACUCAGACGCCUUCCGAUCGACCACCCUUCCGUAGUCUCAGAGCUUGCCGAGGUCACCGCGAAUCACGAGUACGAGAUGUCUCUCGGUAAGGCUAGUUACGUCGACUGCUUCAGGGGGAAUCUCGGCAAGCGUCUUGCUACCGGAUGUGGGCUUCAGGCUCUUCAGCAGCUGACUGGUGUGAACUUCAUCUUCUACUACGGCACGCCGUUCUUCAAGAGCUCCGGGAUCGGCAAUCCCUUUACCAUUUCGCUGAUCACUUCUUGCAUUAACGUAGCCUCGACUUUCCCUGGCUUGUACUUGGUUGAGAAGUGGGGAAGAAGAAAGCUUUUGCUUUUCGGAGCCAUCGGCAUGGCAACCUGUCAACUGAUUGUCGCCGGUGUCGGUCUCCUCCCUACCGAGAAUCAAUCUGCUCAGAAGGCUCUUGUCUCUUUCGUCUGCAUCUACAUCUUCUUCUUCGCCUCCACCUGGGGCCCUUGUGCAUGGGUUGUCACUGGUGAAAUCUUCCCCUUGAAGGUUCGUGCCAAGUCUCUGUCAAUGACUACUGCCUCCAACUGGCUGCUCAAUUGGGCCAUCGCCUACUCGACCCCCUACAUGGUAGAUGCUAUCCAUACCAAUGUGUUCUGGAUUUGGGCUGGGUUCUGCGUACUCUGCUGCUUCUUUGUGUACUUCAUGAUCUACGAAACCAAGGGUUUGUCUUUGGAGCAAGUCGACGAGCUCUACGGAAAAGUUUCUCAGGCCUGGAAGUCAGAAGGCUUCGUCCCCACCGUCUCCUUCCAAGACGUGCAGGACGUUACCGGCGGUGCUUCUCGCAACCAGUCUCUUGCUGAUAUCGAGAACACUGCUAUGCGCAAGAAGAGUGUUACUCACCAGGAGAGCAUUAUGGCUGAGAAGGUCUAA
Aureobasidium subglaciale EXF-2481 is the source of this 1590-nucleotide messenger RNA. RefSeq lists its product as uncharacterized. The coding region runs from base 1 to 1590 and encodes 529 amino acids. Gene Ontology annotation, molecular function: carbohydrate:proton symporter activity. NCBI's taxonomy places the organism in Eukaryota, Fungi, Ascomycota, Dothideomycetes, Dothideales, Saccotheciaceae. The record is from RefSeq and is a predicted model, not a curated record. Gene Ontology annotation, biological process: transmembrane transport; carbohydrate transport. The transcript has 4 exons. Gene Ontology annotation, cellular component: membrane.